This is a messenger RNA of Perca fluviatilis (European perch), 1381 nucleotides long. Its product is annotated as integrin alpha-V-like. Lineage: Eukaryota; Metazoa; Chordata; Actinopteri; Perciformes; Percidae. The transcript has 3 exons. Gene Ontology annotation, molecular function: integrin binding. The record is from RefSeq and is a predicted model, not a curated record. The coding region runs from base 16 to 366 and encodes 116 amino acids. Gene Ontology annotation, biological process: cell-matrix adhesion; integrin-mediated signaling pathway; cell adhesion mediated by integrin. Gene Ontology annotation, cellular component: integrin complex; external side of plasma membrane.
UGUCCAUGAUGGUGGAUGAGAGAUUUGUUCUUUCUUUCGUUUCAGGCGGAGAAUCAGAACCGUUCUUACGUGGUGCGAUCGACGGCCUCCUUCAGCGUCAUUGAGAUGCCGUACAAGAACCUGGUGUCGGAGCUACCGUCCAACAGCACCACUGUGAGUGUGUCGGUGAUGUGGCUGGCCGACGAUGCUGUGCCGGUCCCGGGCUGGGUCGUGGCGCUGGCUGUGCUGGCAGGACUGCUGCUGCUGGCGCUGCUCAUCUUCAUCAUGUACAAGUUGGGUUUCUUUAAUCGUGUCCGGCCCCCGCAGGAGGACUGCACAGAGAAGGAGCAGCUGCAGCCGGAGGAGAAUGGAAACACCGACGCCUAGACGUCCAACUGUCAGUUCAGACAGGACGCAUUCAGGGUAGAACGGGCGCGCAGAGAGGCUCACUGUGUUCACUGUAGAGAGGCAGAUUGUGGUACUGGCUUACAUUUCUAUAAGGGUUGUUUUUGUUUUUUAAUACUCGUCAUGUUGUGUUUGUGCCAAAAGAGAAGCUCCACCUGACAUGCACUGGUCACAGAUGAAAUCCUCAAAACUCCCAAUUUAAUAUUUUAAAGUUAAACGGAACGUUUUGGGAAAAUUAAACUUAUUUGCUUUGUCUCCGAGAGUCAGAUAUCCCUCUCUCAUGUCUGUAUAGUCAAUAUGAAGAUAAAGCUUAGGUUAGCUUAGCUUAGCAUAAAGACUGAAAACAGGGGGGAAGCCUGGCUCUAACACAGAUAUCUGAUAAUCUGGAUACAGCGUUGGAGUCGCAGCCCCCUUCGUUCCGCUGAAAGUUGCCCAGUGGCACAUGAAGCCAAAAAAGUUCAAAUUCCUCGUAUAAAAUUACCCGAAUAAUCAGUGUUGCUUCCAUACUAUGCGGCCCGUAGAGCCGACCUCUUCCUGUUCAGCGCUUCACUAACUUGGAUGCGGAUUAAAUUAUUUAACCGUGCAGCUCUUUCCAAAUGUUAUCGGACCGAAUGGAUUAGGGAUGCAUCGAAUCCAGAUUUUUGGGGUUUUCGGCUGAAUCCUGAAUCCCCUGGUUGAGAUGGUGCUGACUCCUCCUCCCAUCCUCAGUCCAUGAACACAGUAAACACAUGAAUGAAGUAAACAGUGACUGUCCUUCCUUUGCCGUACCUGAAGUUGCUGCAUUUUGGCUGCUGUCUGAAGAUUCCCUCAUGCACAACUCGUAUUCUUUCAGAUGUUUCAUACCAAAUGUUGUGUAGUGUUUAGGGUCCUUGGCACCACCAGACCAAUCAGCAUUGAACAGAUUGAACAUGUAGCUGGACUUGAAUGGCCUUCUUUUGACUGAAAGUACUGCCAAACAACAACUUUUUCUGCUCACCAGAUCCAUGUCCACUUGCUC